Molecule: messenger RNA, 4683 nt
Organism: Penicillium alfredii
Lineage: Eukaryota; Fungi; Ascomycota; Eurotiomycetes; Eurotiales; Aspergillaceae
Product: putative anucleate primary sterigmata (ApsB)
Exons: 2
Cellular component (GO): microtubule organizing center
Source: RefSeq, a predicted model, not a curated record
ACCCAAACACGCUUGGGCCCCAUCACUGUCGACCAGGGCGGGCUCGACACCUCUGAUCCAAGAUCCAUCGCGCACUCCCUCUCAUGCGUCAGUCUUCCACACCCCAACCGAGAUUUCGCCUUUGCAUGUUUUCGGCACUGCAGACUCCUUCAUGGCAGAGGACGCGCGGGGGGUUCCCCCCCGAGUACCAUCGACGACUCGGCAGUAACUCACACCCAAAGCGCAACCAACCCACAGGAAACCACAGAACCCGGGAGGGAUGGCCAUGAAGAGACCCUCUCCACGGCGCAUCCAGGCCCUGACGACCCCAGUCUCCUCCCUCCCUUAACUGACCGCGACGACAGCAGUCUCUUACCCUCGUCGAGCGACCAUGGUGAAGAGCGCGGCAACAACCAAACAUUGAUCGAGGAAAACGAAAUGCGCCAUAAACUAAUGGACAUGGAGUCGAGCUUCUUGCCGGAACCCUCGACUAUCGACAUGGCUGCGACCGGUCCGACUGCGGGUGCCGAUGAUACCUACUUAGUCGGAGUCGCGGGCAACAACGACCCCGAGCAGAAUGAAUUCUCUGAGCUGUCUUUCGCUGAACCCUCGGUGGCCUACCAAAGCUCCACGCAGGACCGCGAAGGUCAUGUGGAGAUAGAUUCUACACACGGAGGUCAAGAAGAUCAACAGGGGAAUAACACAAUGCUUGAUUCUCUCAUCUCCUCGCCGGCCGCGGCCGCGGCGAGUCGAAGCAUACACCGCAACCACUCUACACUCUCCGAAAAUGCCCCUGACACCAGCCAGUUGUCUCAAGACGACCGACCAUUUAGAUCUCAAUUGCCCUCAUCCGAAAACGAAUCGCAGCUUACUCCGUCCAAGCUUCGAAAAACCUCACGUAGCUUGUCCCCGAAUCCGUCCCGGCUGUUCAGUGAUCGCAGUGGAAGUGUGGGGGCCAGCCGCAGAGGAAGCCGACCCAAAUACCUGAUGAGUCGUCAAUCCGCCAACCGUCUAUCCCACUCAUCGGUGACUAGUAACAACACGGAUGCCACCAACAGCGACGCCACUUUGGGCGCAGACUAUGCUCUUCAAUCUGGGGGUGCAGCGUCUGACCACUGGGGCAGUCUGCACGCCGCAACGCGGAACAAUAUGACAAGGACGACAAGCCUCGGGAGUAUGGCGUCAGGGGUCUCGGGAUACAGUGAAGAAAAUUCCUUAGAGAAACGGAAUGCGAGUGGACUUGCCGAUGGUGGCCUGCAAACCUUGGAGGAAGAAGGCUCACCACAGUCACGGGCUGGGUCUACACAACAACCGAUGGGAUUUGAUGACACCUCGGCACCGGUGACGCCCAAAGCGAAACCCCGGGAUAGCCAUUUCCCCAGCGACACGGCAAUUGCAGAGCGUGUCAAGGGUAUUCAAGUGCCUACCACCUUUGUGCAACGGUUCCGGGAAGAUUAUGGGAAUGUGGGAGCUUCGCCCGACAAGCGAGCCCGGGCCUCGACCUCUGCCUUCGGGAGAAGUGGCCGUACGAUGACCCUCAAAGAACAAAGCAGCACCAUCGAUCGUCUCUCCAAGGAGAACUUUGAUCUCAAGAUGCGAAUUCAUUUCUUGAACGAAGCGCUAAACAAACGUUCCGAGGAAGGAAUCAAGGAAAUGAUUUCGGAAAAUGUGGAGCUCAAGUCCGAUAAGCUCAAGCUACAAAAGGAUAAUCAAGGCCUAAAGCGCAAGAUACGAGACCUGGAAAAGCAGAUCAAGGACCAGCAAUCAGACAAGGAUUCCAUGGUCAACCAUGACCCCGAAGGAUCGGAUGACGGGGACCGAGACACGGCCCAGGAUGGCGAGCUUGUCUUCCUGCGGGAGCGAGUCGAAACCUACGAAUUUGAAAUCGAGCGCUUGAGGUCAGAGGGUAUCGCGAGGGAGAGCGAAAAGCGACGCUUAGCUGAAAUGGUCAAGUCCCUGAGCGAUACCCGAGCAGGAGGAUCUGAUACAGGCGCGAGAGAGGAAAGAGACAUGUGGAAGGAUAUGCUCGAUGCAGAGACAGCGGCACGCGAGCAAGCCGAGGACGAAAACCGAAGAUUGCGGGACGACACCAUCCGCCUCCGGAGCGAAAUGUACUCCACCACCGGUGGUGCCAAGUCGGCACAGCAAGAUCGGGGUGGUUCGACUGUUUCAUAUGCGUCCAUCUCGGACAGAGAUGCCAACCGGGGUGCCACUAUGAGCACAUCCAGCAGCACACUCCUGGUGGAGCUAGAGCUCUUGAAGCAGGAGAAUGCAGAGUUGAGAAAGGAAGUCAGCGCUCAGACCUCCAUGCUCACGUCUCGCAACCGAGAAAAAGAGCGUCUUUACCAGGAAAUUGAGGAAUUAAAGCUCGGCCAGCGCCAUGAUGGUGGCCGAUCGGUGGCGGGAGACAGCAUAUUCGACCGUUCAGCAUCGCGUGCUCUUGUCCGGCCCUCAUCUCAGGCCAGCGACGGAACUAAGGCAUCCCGCAGCGACCUAGACCGUGACGACUUGGAAGCCCGAAACGGAAAGCUUCGAGACCAGCUGUCAAGUCUCAAGCUGGAGAACCAGGCCAUCCGUGCUCAGCUUGAGGACUAUCUCAGCGAAAUAGAGGCCCUCGACAAGGCAUAUCAGGCUGACGUGGAUCAGGCCGAGGAGGAGAUGCAAAACCUGCAACAGGAGCGAGACCAGGCUUUGCAGAUGGCGGAUGAGCGUGAUGCUGCUUUCCAAGAUCUGCGCGCUGAGGCACAAGAAGAGCUGGACACACUCGGCGAAGAACUUGACCAAAAAAUCGUUGAGUGCCAGCGCAUGAGCGAGGAUCUACGAGAGCAGGAUGAGAGUCUCAAGGUCCUCCAGGGAGAGAUGCGUUCGGCUAGUGAGGGAAUAAUUCGACUCGAGGAGGAUGCGCAAAACAACCUGGAACGUUACAGGAUUGUACAGCAAGAGCUUGAGGAAACCAACCGUGAAAUGGAGUCGCUAGAGAAGAGUCUCUUCGAGGCCAAUACCAAGGUGCAGCGACUGACGGUGCAGAUCGAAUCGAGCCAGAAUGAAAUUGCUUUCCUUCGAGAAGAGCAAGAUGGCGACAAGAUUCGUAUUGGCGACCUGGAGUCAGAGCUUAAGACUUACCAGAUGAGCUUGCGCAGUGAGAAAGAGAAGAGCCGAGAGCUCGAGCAACGGUUAGCAGAUGAGCGACACCAGCGGGAGGUCGUUGGAAGCAAGGAGAAACAAGAGGUCCAGCGCAUCAUGAAUGAACUGAACCGCGAAGCCUCCGCCGCCAAAGAGGAGGCUCGGCGAUUGAGGAAAAGCCUGUCGACCCAGGAGAUCGAAACGUCCACCUGGCGCGAACGCCUCAUGGAACUGGAGAACAACCUUCGUGAGACGCUGGGCGACCUCAGCGGCAGCCGGUCCAGCAUGAUCACCAACAUUAUGAAGCUGCAAAAGGAGCUCGAGUCGACCGCGCUUGAACUGGAGAGUAUCCGCUCCCAGUUGGAUGAGAAGGAAUCGGUGCUUCGAAACCGUGACGCUCUUCUGGAGAGCCAUGGGCUCGAAACCCGCAAGCUCUCGGAGCUCCUGGAGCGCGAGCGGCAAGCUCGUCGCGCAGACAAGCAAUCUUUUGAGCAGUCGCUCAAGUCCCACCAGCAGGCAUCUCGGUCCAUCACUCAGAGUAAUUCCCGCAUCACAGACUUGGAGAAUGCGCGUAACCAAGAUCGCAAGCGGUUUACGUCCCUCGAGCAGCAAUUCCGGGACCAGCUUAGCGAACGCAAUAGCAUGUACCUCGUCAUUUGGAAGAGACUGUCAGCAAUUUGUGGUCCGGACUGGGCGCAUUCCAACAGUCUGAUCAAUGGCAAUCUUCCGAGCCAGGAAGUUAUUGGCAAUAUCCUCUUCUGGCCGGGAUUCAGCCGCAACCUUCUCCUUGCCAUCAAGACCGUUGAGAGCGUGAUUACCGGGUUCAAGGGCCGCAUCAAGAGUCUCGAUCAUGACCUGACCAAACAAUACCAGAAUGUUGAGCACUCAUACAGCUUGCGGGCGCGGAAACUCGAACGCCUGGAGGAAGCUGUCAAGAAUAUGCGGUCUAGUCGAGGCCACCCCAGCUCGUCCCCCGAGGUAUCCAAACUACGGGGCGAGAACCGGCUUCUCAAAGCUGAAAUUAAUCUGCUGCAAUCCAAUUCUCGCGCCCACAGCUCCACCUCCGCGGCAGCAGCAGCGGUCAUGUCGGGAUCACGGUCCCCCUCUCUUGGUUCGGCGGCGGAAACAGACCGAUCCUUGGCGCGUCAAAGCUCUACGGCUGGCACUGACGGUUCUCGGCCCGAGAGAGGUCUCACCCGUAGUGCGACGGGUCUCCCACAGCCGUCUCAUGCCUCCUCGGCCAGCACUCUGACCAACAACGCCGGGGCGAUGAUGCACCGUAGCCGCAGCGGACACGGUAGUUGGGAAGGCGGCGACGACAAAUGGAUCCACCGGCUGCACGAGCUGGAGAAACGUCUCAAGGCGGAGCGCGAGGGUCGUCUGCUUGAUCGCAACGGCGCGCGAAAGCGGCUCGAGGAACGCGAUAGCGAGAACCAAAAGCUGCGAGACCAACUGGUUCGAGAGCGCACGCGGCGUGGGCCAUCGGGGACAGUGACAAAUGACGGACGCCGUGGUCCUGUGUCCGACGAAGCGCCUAGCUCAAGUGAAGGGGAGGGCAUCACGGUGGAUAUCGAGGUUUGA